UUAAAAGCUUAUUAUCGUCGUGCAGUUGCCAAAAGUAGAUUAAUGAAAUAUAAAGAAGCUAUAAAUGAUUUAAAUAUUUUAUUAAAAUUGAAACCUGAUGAUAAACCUUCAAAAUUGUUAUCCAAUGAAUUGAAUAAAUUGAUUAGAAAGAUUGCAUUUGAAAAAGCUAUUCAAGUCGAUGAAGAAGAUUUAUUUGAUUUAGAUUUGAAAAAUUUAACAAUUGAUGAUAGUUAUAACGGACCAAAAUUUGAAAUAAGUGAAAAACAUUUAAAUGAAUUUGAAAUUAAUGAUGAAUUUAUUAAACAAUUGAUUUCAUUUUUUAAAAAAAAUUCAAAUUCAAUAUUACCAAAAAAAUUAGUUUAUGCAUUAUUAAUUAAUAUUAAUAAAAUUUUACAAAAAGAACCAGCAUUUAAUGAAAUUUCAAUGGAUAAUAAAAAUAAAAAUUUUAUAAAUGUUGAUAAAUUUACAAUUGUUGGUGAUACUCAUGGUCAAUUUUUCGAUUUAAUUAAUUUUUUCGAAACAAAUGGAUUUGUUAAUGAUAAUCAUGGAUAUUUAUUUAAUGGAGAUUUUGUUGAUAGAGGUAGUUGGUCAUGUGAAGUUAUAAUAUUGUUGUAUUUUUUGAAGAUAUUAUAUCCAAAUAAGAUUUACUUGAAUAGAGGAAAUCAUGAAACUUCAGAUAUGAAUAAAGUUUAUGGGUUUGAAGAUGAAUGUAAAUAUAAAUAUGGUGAAAAAAUUUAUAAAAUGUUUGCUAAAACUUUUGAAAUUUUACCAUUAAUUACAUUAUUAAAUGAUGAUUAUUUAAUUAUGCAUGGUGGUAUUUUUUCAAAACCUGAUAUAACAUUAAAUCAUUUAAGAGAAACUAUAGUUAAAAAACCAAAUCCCAAAGAAGGUUUAGAAAUGGAAUUGUUAUGGACAGAUCCUCAAAAGGAAGAUGGUUAUGGAAUGAGUAAAAGAGGUAUUGGUAUUCAAUUUGGACCAGAUAUUACUAAAAAAUUUGUUGAAAUAAAUAAUUUGAAAGCAAUCAUAAGAAGUCAUGAAGUUAGAAUGGGAGGUUACGAAAUUGAACAUGAUGGUAAAUUAAUCACCAUUUUCAGUGCACCAAAUUAUUGUGAUUCCACGGGUAAUCAAGGUGCUAUUAUUAAUGUUGAUAAGAAUAGUGAAUUAACAUUCAAGACAUUUGAAGCAGUUGAACAUCCACCAAUGAAACCAAUGGCUUAUACUAAUAGUUCAUUUGGGUUCUAG
Messenger RNA from Hansenula anomala, 1242 nucleotides. It is a transcript of the gene PPT1, whose product is annotated as protein serine/threonine phosphatase. Lineage: Eukaryota; Fungi; Ascomycota; Saccharomycetes; Phaffomycetales; Wickerhamomycetaceae. The annotation marks the transcript as partial. Gene Ontology annotation, cellular component: nucleus; cytosol. Gene Ontology annotation, molecular function: protein binding; protein serine/threonine phosphatase activity. The transcript has a single exon. The record is from RefSeq and is a predicted model, not a curated record.